Messenger RNA from Centrocercus urophasianus (Greater sage-grouse), 10911 nucleotides. RefSeq names its product clock circadian regulator (gene CLOCK). The transcript is spliced from 25 exons. NCBI's taxonomy places the organism in Eukaryota, Metazoa, Chordata, Aves, Galliformes, Phasianidae. Gene Ontology annotation, molecular function: E-box binding; protein dimerization activity; DNA-binding transcription factor activity, RNA polymerase II-specific. The coding region runs from base 3314 to 5884 and encodes 856 amino acids. Gene Ontology annotation, cellular component: nucleus; CLOCK-BMAL transcription complex; cytoplasm. Gene Ontology annotation, biological process: regulation of transcription by RNA polymerase II; circadian regulation of gene expression. The record is from RefSeq and is a predicted model, not a curated record.
CUUGUGAUUCUAUGAUUCUAUGAAUAGUGGGGUACAGUAUUGUUUACAAUGUAAUGCUAACAUUGUAGAUAAAAUCUAAAAGUUUUUAACAUGCAGCUCUCUAAGUAUGUGAGAGUAUCUCAGGUCGCUGAUCCCAUAAGCAUCCCAUUAACUGCUGACUUGACAGUUAUUCCUAAAGUUCCAGCACUGCCUUAUGAGUACCAUCAGAAAGAGUGUUUGUGAACAUAUUAGGAAAAGCCUUGUAACAAGUGGCCCUUGGAAGAAAGAGGAAUGAUAAUGUGUGCAUUUCUUAAUAUGCAUUAACAAAAAUCUGAGAAGAAGCACGCAAUUUUGCAUAUUAAAUGAUUAGUUUGGAGAAUAUUUGAGUAUGAGAUAGUAAGAUGCAUAAUAAGGAAGAAAAAACACUUUAAAAUAAAUUGCAUUAAUAGAGCUAACUUCGUGUUUCCAAUUCUAAGAAUUCCACUGCUGCUGCUGUGGUAAAUAAAACAUAAGUUACCAUUUUUACACUUUGUGAAGUACAUCCAGGAUGAUAAAAGCUUUUAUUGGUGUAGUAAAUAUUAGUUGCUGGCAUUUAGGAGUAUGUGAUGAUUCUGGUGGCUGUUUCACUGCAUGUUUAAUGCAGUGUCAGAGACUGGUAUUGGUCUUUUGAGUAGUGGAUGUUACUCAUGUGCAUUUUGACAAAGCUGUCCUGGAAGAAUAAUGUUCCAGCAGCUUGGUGGCUGCUCGCAGCAAGGUGGUUGUGAAUUCUGAGAGGGUAAGCUCAUGCUGAUGUGAGCAGGUGGGAGAUGGGGAGUUCUUCCAAUGGAACUUGUCAGAGAAAUACCAGAGGCUUCAGCUGGCUUGGUUAUCCUUGAUCAUCCAAAAGCUGCAGGCUGUGUUAGGGGGAAAAAUGGUGAUGUGUGGAGGGACUUUUCCAGCCCCUACUCCACGAGGGGUGUGUUUUAUAUUUGAGACGUAGGUCUGAAGAUGUGAGAAAUCAGGAAACAUUUCACCAAAAUCUGCUUGGCUCAGGAAACAAGCAACAAGGGAGGUGGCUUUUUGUUUUUCUUUUAAGCCCAGUUUCCUACGGAAAGUGAUUGAUGCUGUUUAUCCCGUUCUUUCCUUAGAUACUUGCCAAUAGCUUUUGAAGUCACAGACCAGUUGCAACCGUGAUUGCAGGAAGGACAGAGAUCUCAGACUGUCGCAUUCCUACAGUUUUGGGGAAGAGAAACAAACUGGGUGGAGAGAAACCUGUCAGUGCCCUUUCUUGAGAGAGAGACCACGCUGCAAGUUUGGCGCUGAUUUGCUUUUUAGCAUGUGCAGGAGGUCAUUGGGUGUAGGCUGGCUUGUUACUGCAGGGCAGGGGAGUGCUGAUGGAAGGUAAAACUAUGGGAACAGCUUUACUGUCUGUUAAUGAGUAUUUUGAUCAUUAACUGAGGAAUUACUGUUCUGAUCAGAAUUAGUUUGCUUACUUUGAAUUCCUGGACAAUUUUCUGCUCAGUAAUGCCAGAUACUCUUUUCAAGCCUCUGUGACAGAUGUAGUGUUUAUAAAUCUUGUAAGAUGCAGAAACUUCAAUUAUUACAAUAUGUCAGUUACAAAGUAGCAUAAUAGAUGUAAAAUAGUUAUGUGGCUUUGACUUGUGCUUAUUUUAAAGUAGUUUUCAUAGUAACAAGUAUUCUGAGGGAAACCAGCUUUUUCUCUGUGGGUAGAAAAGCAAGUAGCAGCAUGAAUCAGGGCUUCCAAGAGCUGUCAGUAGGAAUGCGUGUUUUCCCCCUAUUCACACACUUUCCUCACUGUCAAUUUUAAUGAGGUAAUAUGAUUUAAUAAAGCUUUUCUUGCCAUUCGCAGCAGCAGCAACAUUCAUUAUAUGUAAUCAAGCUGCUGUUGGCGAGUGUGUGGCUGAGGAUGAAAGUAGAGUGUGGAACUUGUGUGCUGCUUUCAAUGGUAGCUUGUUAUCAUCUCAGUAACCUUGCUUAAAAUACGUUUCCUUAUCUAGCUGUAGCAAAUGCAGAUUUUCAGGUGAAAAUAUUUUUGUUGUUUUGAGGUGUUUUUUUUUUCCAGAUUGUGUAUUUUUUUUGCCAGCCUAGCAGCGUUAAACAUUUUGUGCUGCGCUAAAGGUUUGCAUGAUGUUUCCUGGAUAAAGACACAGUUCCGGCCUUGAAGAGCUUGUGAUCUAAAUGUCAGUGAUAAAGAAAAUGAGGAGAAUGGUUUCAGAAAAGGGGACAAGGAUUCAAAUGGCUGGAAGUCAUAGCACGUAACUUAAACAAGUUGUAAUUUCUAAGAACAGCGUAAGGUACCAGCACAGAAAAGGGUGAGAAUAUAGAGGCAGAAGACAGCAUAAAGCAAAUCCAAAUAGUAUAAAGAUCUGAAGGAAUAGAGGGAAAAUAUGUUACUGAGCAGGAUUUGGAAAAUGUAACAUCAGAAGAGUAGGCAGAAUCAAGAUGAACAGGAAUGGGGAUGUGGUAGGAAACGGAGACAGGAAAAACAUAGAAGAAACUUCUAAAUUAUGGCUUUUAUAAAAAGAAAAAAAAAGGAAGGAGACAGGAAAAGGGUUGGGGAAUGUGCUGGUUUGAUCGGUUUGGCAGGAAAGCUGGGACACACAUCCUAGUGCUAAGACUUUCCCUUACCCCCUGCCCCACCCUGACAUUUAGCUGUCGAUUUCAGUUGCUUUUAAAGGGAGUGGUGGAACAACAGCAGUGGGCCUGAAAACUCAGGCAUGUGUGUUCUCCUGACGCUGUCUCCCAUUCCAUGCAGGUUUUGUGUGAGCUGGUGGACUUCUGCAUGAGUUUCAGCACCACUGAGGUGGGGUUGUAGAAGCAGCUGGCAUCAGAGAACACUGUGCCAAAAAAGACUUUUGCUCAGAUGACAUCAUACUUGGACUACUAAAGCUAUCCACCCACUCUUCAAGGCAUAAUGGAUUUCUAGGUAAUUUAACAAAUGCAGUGUGAAGCCCAUUCCUUCAUUUGCAAAAACCUCUGGAAAGUUAUUUGGAUGAUAUAUAUUGAAUGUUGGUGAAAUUAGUUCAUAAUUUAAUGCUUUUCUGUAAAAGAGGAUACUCCACAUUGUUCUUGAGAAGAACCAGCGUUUCAUCCCUAAACCAUACACUUUAACAAGUCCCAAAGUAUAAAAGUUUCCCUUUCUGUCAAAAAACUGAGAUUAGCUCUUCCUGGAACAUUUUGUUGACUGAUUGGAUCAUGAAGUAGCAGCUGCCAUAUUUCUUGAGGUAUUACCACUGCUCUGCUGGAUUUGGCACUUUCAGAAACAAGUAAAUCCUUCCUUCUCAGAAACUGCAAACGUACAAAUGUCUACCACAAGACUAAAGUGUGCUAUGUUAUGUUUUUUACCAUAAGCACCCAUAAAAUGAGCUCCAUUGCAGACAGAAAUGAUGGAAGCAUUUUUGAUGGUCUGGUGGAAGAAGAUGACAAAGAUAAAGCAAAAAGAGUGUCUAGAAACAAGUCUGAAAAGAAACGUCGAGAUCAGUUUAAUGUUCUUAUCAAAGAGCUGGGUUCCAUGCUUCCAGGUAAUGCUCGGAAGAUGGAUAAAUCCACUGUACUCCAGAAGAGCAUUGACUUUUUACGGAAGCACAAAGAAAUUACUGCACAAUCAGAUGCCAGUGAGAUUCGACAGGACUGGAAACCAACAUUCCUUAGUAAUGAAGAGUUCACACAGUUAAUGUUAGAGGCUCUUGAUGGUUUUUUUUUAGCAAUUAUGACAGAUGGAAACAUAAUAUAUGUGUCUGAAAGUGUAACUCCUUUACUUGAACAUUUGCCAUCUGAUCUUGUGGAUCAGAGCGUAUUUAAUUUUAUCCCAGAGGGGGAACAUUCAGAAAUUUAUAAAAUUCUGUCUUCUCAUCUGCUGGAAAGUGAUUCAUUGACACCGGAAUACUUAAAAUCAAAAAAUCAGCUAGAAUUCUGUUGCCAUAUGCUGCGAGGAACAAUAGACCCAAAAGAGCAACCUACAUAUGAAUAUGUAAAAUUUAUAGGAAAUUUCAAGUGUUUGAAUAAUGUUCCCAAUUCAGCACACAAUGGUUUUGAAGGAACCAUUCAGCGAUCGCACCGGCCUUCGUAUGAAGACAAAGUUUGCUUUAUAGCCACAGUUAGAUUAGCUACACCUCAAUUUAUCAAGGAAAUGUGCACUGUUGAAGAACCCAAUGAAGAGUUCACAUCUAGACAUAGCUUAGAAUGGAAGUUCCUAUUCUUGGAUCACAGGGCACCUCCAAUAAUAGGCUAUCUUCCAUUUGAAGUUUUGGGAACGUCAGGCUAUGAUUAUUAUCAUGUGGAUGAUCUAGAUAAUCUGGCAAAAUGUCAUGAGCAUUUAAUGCAAUAUGGGAAAGGGAAGUCAUGUUAUUACAGAUUCCUUACAAAGGGACAGCAAUGGAUUUGGCUGCAGACACAUUACUAUAUCACAUAUCACCAGUGGAAUUCCAGGCCAGAGUUUAUUGUAUGUACGCACACAGUUGUAAGUUAUGCAGAAGUCAGAGCAGAAAGGCGGCGAGAGCUUGGUAUUGAGGAGUCUCUUCCAGAGAUAAAAGCAGAUAAAAGUCAAGACUCUGGAUCUGAUAAUCACAUAAACACAGUGAGCCUCAAAGAAGCUCUGGAAAGAUUUGAUACCAGCCCCACACCUUCCGCUUCCUCCAGGAGUUCAAGAAAAUCUUCACACACUGCAGUAUCAGAUCAUUCGUCGACACCAACUAAAAUGACAGUGGACACUAGCACUCCCCCAAGACAAAGCUUAUCUGCUCAUGAAAAGUCUACACAAAGAAGAUCAUCUCUGAGUAGCCAGUCUUUAAGCUCCCAGUCUCUUGGACAACCAGUAACACAGCCAACGAUGUCUCAGCCUGCUACUUUACAGCUCCAGUCCAGCAUGUCCCAGCCUGUCUUUCAGUUUUCAGCUCAAUUAGGAGCUAUGCAGCACCUAAAGGACCAGCUGGAGCAGAGAACACGCAUGAUAGAGGCAAAUAUUCAUCGGCAGCAAGAAGAGUUGCGGAAAAUUCAAGAACAGCUUCAGAUUGUCCACGGUCAAGGACUUCAGAUGUUCUUGCAGCAGUCAGCUUCUGGACUAAACUUCAGUUCUGUGCAACUUACAUCUGGAAAUUCUUCAAGUGUUCAGCAACUUGCACCAGCAAACAUGCAAGGUCAGGUUGUUCAAACUAAUCAGACUCAAAGUGGGAUGAACACAGGACAUACAAGUACACCACAUAUGAUCCAGCAACAGCCUUUGCAGAGCUCUGCGUCACAGCAUAAUCAACAAAAUGUGCUUAGUGGGCACGGUCAACAAUCUUCUCUUGCCAGUCAGUCACAGAACACAGUCUCAACACCUCUGUAUAACACUAUGGUGAUUUCUCAGCCAACAACCGGCAAUGUGGUUCAGGUUCCUUCUAGCUUACCACAGAACAAUAACCAGAGUGCUGCUGCAGUAACUACUUUUACACAAGAUAGACAAAUCAGAUUUUCUCAAGGUCAGCAGCUUGUAACAAAACUUGUCACAGCCCCAGUAGCAUGUGGAGCGGUAAUGGUACCAAGUACUAUGUUUAUGGGACAGGUGGUGACAGCUUAUCCCACUUUUGCUGCCCAUCAGCAGCAGCCACAGACUUUGCCAGUAACACAGCAACAGCAGCAGCAGCAGCAGCAGCAGCAAAGUCAGCAAGACCAGCAGCAGCAGCAGCAGCUCACUGCAGUUCAACAACCAGCUCAGCCGCAGCUGACCCAGCACCCGCAACAGUUCCUACAGACAUCCAGGUUACUUCACGGGAAUCAGUCAGCUCAGCUUAUCCUCUCUGCUGCUUUCCCACUACAGCAAAGCACUUUUACUCAGUCCCACCACCAGCAGCACCAAUCGCAGCAGCAGCUCUCACGGCACAGAACUGACAAGAUGACGGAUCCUUCCAAAGCGCAGCCGCAGUAGCUGGGGGCUCUGCCUCUCCUGGAAGCCAGCUCCCAGGAGGGGGCUGCUCCAUAACCACUCGCACUGAAGUUGCAGAGGUAGCAGUACAAAGCCUUUCUAACGCUGCGGUGUUGAGACCUACAGCUAACUUCUGGAAUCUGUUGAGGAAAACCACCAGGUGAUGGCAGGGACGCGGCCAACUUUGAUCGUUGCCCCGGUUUCUGUGCUCUAAAAGGUUUGCUGCCAUGUGUCGAUUUGUCCAGGUGAAAUCAAAAAAUGUGACUGAAAUGAGAGGGAUGCUGAAAAUAUUGGUAUUUUUUAUCAGUUCUGUACAUUUUUAAAGUAUUAAAAUGGACACAGAGCAAUUGUUUGAUUUAGGAGAAAAAAUGCCAGGAAUAUAGUCCGACAAACAUCUAAUUUUUUCAGAUGAUUAUGGGACAGUAAAUAUUUUGAAAAUGUUGUGUGAAAUCCAGUUCUCUGUUGUACAGAUGCUGUAAAAUAUUGUGUAUAUGUCUGCAUAAAAGGAGAAAGAGCAAAAUAUUUUAUAUGAUGCAUGAAAUGUAAUCUGUUAUUUGUAGGUUUGAAUAUGUUCCCCUACAUUUUCACGCCAUACUCAGACUGACGUUUUCCUUUGUUCUGCCCCUUUGUUUACAACAUGCUGCAUCGUUACUUUCACCCUCAGUGUGGGCACAAGUCUCUCGUUUGUGCUUCGUGAUGUCACAGUCUGCUCUGUGAGGUAUGGUGUGUUGGUUCGUUGACUUCUCGAGGUUAAAUUAUGGAUGAAGCCGUUUGAACUGGUGGUCGUGCAUCAGGGUUCAGGGUGUUCAGAUUCAUGAGUAUCAUCCAUCGUUUCAUACCUAAUUCAUUUUAUUUGAAAAAAAAAAAAAAACAAAAAAUAGGAAUUUGCACUGCUUCCUUGCGGAUGGUUUGGAAUUUUAUUCCCCAAAGCUAUCUUUUGAUAUAGUUCAUAGUUGGAAAUAUUUAUGUAAAAUGUUAAAAAAAAAAAAGAAAAAAGAAAAAAAAAAAAGAUGGUAAUUUUCAAGAAUGUUUCAGUUAUAGGAGUAAUUUGCACAAAAAAUAUAUUUACAUUUAAUAACCUUUUGGGCACUUUUUAACCACUUUCUCUGUGGUGAGAAUUGUAACUUGUUAAAAUAUGUUGGAAUCUUUUUAUUCUCAUUCAAAAAUUAGAUCUUUCUUUAGUCAGAACUAAUUCAGGGUCAUUUUAACAACGACAGAAAAACCCAUAGUGCCUUGAUUUUAAUUCAGGUGAUAAUGUUGAACAUCUUGACUUGCAGUGUCUCGAAUCUGUAACCAUUCUCGAUUUUGAAGUCUUAGUACAUUGUCAGCCAAACUCGUGUAUCUACUUCAUAGCUGUUUCUGCAUCGUGAUCAUCUCAAUAACGAUCUGAGUUGAGAACGUGAGCGUUUUUGAGUGCUGCUCCCCCUCAAACACUAAGUCAGAAACUGAGGAGUCUCUGCAAUCUCAGACCUUGUAGGUAUUGUUCUUGAAGAUGUAAAAACAGAGAGUGCUCCUUCAGUGGGAGCAGGGAGGGUAACCUGAUCUGAAAUAGAGUCAAAAAUCAUUUUUGUAGUGUUUAGAGUAUGCCUUGGGGGAGACCACAGUCGAUUUAGGAGAUAUCACUGAACUAAGACUUCAGAAGGCAACUUCACUUUAUAAAGAAAAUAAAAAGUUCCAACAGAUACGAUGUGCUAUUUUAGGUAGGGUUUUAUGGUACUAGUUUGUGAAAACCACAACUUUAGAGGAAAAUAAAUAAACACAGAUAGAUCUGAGAAUUAAAAUAAAACAGCAAAAGCAGUUAAAAUUAGUAGUAGGGAGAGAAAGCUGGAUUAAUCUUGAAUACUGAGGAGGAGUUGAAUGAAUGUAACCAAAUGGUGAUGGACUGUUUUGUUCUCUGGAACAGUUUGAUUGUAUUACUGGGUGAGCCAAACCCACAGGAGGGUGGCACCAGUUCAGCGAGCGCCCCAUGCCAUCGAUGGCAUUUUGGGGCUGGCCUUGGCCUCUCCAGGUGUCCCACCAUUGCAUCUUUGUUGUUCCCCACUUACAAAGCAAGAGUUUGGUACCAAAAAGCACAGUUGUGAACAAGGAAGGAGUGUGAGAAAUACAGUACCAAAGAGAGUUAGAUUGCGCUCUGCUCCAGGAGGCCUCUCGCAGCAAGGAGCAGGUGCCAGUGCCAGACAUUGCAAGGACAAAUUCCAUUUCUCUAAAAGGAUUUCUGCCAUUCUCUGAGCUGGGAUAAGGGUCAGAAGCCCACUGCUGUAGAGCUCUGUGUAACAAAGUUUGCCUUGCUCUGCUCUGCUGCUGCAUCAUUCACCUGUUUCUAAAAUAAGCUGUGUUACCAGAGGUCUGCGCUGGCAGCACUGCUGCUUAAUGGAAGUAGGUUAGAGAAAAAAUGUUACCCGUUUACGGUGAUAACAGCACUAAAAAAGAAACCUGGGAGAGCUUUAAUAGUGCUGUUAGAACUAUGGAAUAGUGGUAAAAUAGGUUUAUUAAGCUAUUAUACUGAGAAUUACAAAAAAUAGAGAUAACAGCCAGCCAGUUAAUGAUGCAGCUUUUUAUAUGAAGCUCCAUUUAAACUUCUCUUCCCAUUCCCCCCCUCCCCGAUACUCUCUUGUGCUGCUAUAGGUCUGUUGGUAAAACGCUGAACUAGGUGAGAGAAAAUAGAUGACAGUGAUAGCAGGGCUGCUGAAAGAGAAUAAAGAAAUGUACGCUUUGAUCAAGAAGCUUUUUGUAACCUCGGAGAGAGCUCAUUCAAUUACGGAGCUACCAGCCAGUAGACAAAGCAUGGAAGGUGGGGAAAUUCACAGAAACUGGAAAAACACAGCAUCCAUUUGAAAUGUACUUACCGUGAAUCAGGCAGACUUUAUACAGAAGUACGUAGAACUUGUUCCGUGUUCAGUGCAAGGACGCAAAUGCUUUGUUUCACAGCUGCUGACUCAAAGGUGUGUAUUUCAGGUGUCUGCGGCUUCCCCCUUGCUGAAUCAGUUGCUGAGCUGCUCUUGAUUUUAGUGGGAAGAGGACCAGGCUGUCGCCUCUUUCUUAAUCAGCCUUUUGCUUCUGACUGACUUAUUUACUACAGUCAUAGAUUUUUUGCAACAUCCUAAUCAAUAGCAUGAUAAGGAAUGCUGCGAUGCUGCAGGGUCUGGGGUGCAGACGUCACAGAAUGACUCUGACAGAAGGGAAGGAAUCUGUUAAGGAGAGGGUUGUAUUUGUGAAGGCGCAGUCUGGUGGUAUGGAACGGCGUGAAACAGUUGCAUGGAGUUUAGAAGACAGACAUUGUUUGCCAGCGAUGGGUGAGGAUUUGAAGAAAAGCUUCUAGGAAAAUUACAGAGAAAAAGAAUAUAUAGCUAUUUUUAUAUUAUAUUUAAUAUAUAUUUGUAUAUAAAUAUGAAAAGAUUCUAGUAGGAGCUCUCCAUAUGCCUUCCAUUUCAUCUAGAAGAUUUACCUUCUGCACUAUGGUUCCGGUGUGUCGCCACUUGUGUGGGCAUCCUGCCUGCUGCCAAACACCAAAAUCAGUAACCCAGUAUCCUUACAACAGGUAGGUUUCAUUUCAGCUUUAUGUAAAAAAUUAAUUAAAAGAAAGCUAUAUCAGACAGUUUUUCAUGGAAAAAGAAAUUCUCUUUAAGAUUCAAAUAGCACUUUCUAUCUUUUAUUUUAUUUUUAUUUUUUGGAGUAAUAAGAAGCACUUUACUGAAAAGACUAUUUGAAAACCAGUUUAUUUCUUUAGUCAGUGAAACUGUUGGGGGGGGGCAUCAAGGAAUGAUGUGUAAAACUGUCAAACAUUUCUGGAAAAUGUUUCUUUAAUACAGUGAUCCUUUGAGGCUCAAAGUGCAAGAUGAAAAAGGCUUCUAGAACUGAUUGGCUUCAUUGGUUUUACAUGGCGUGGGGAAAGGUUGAACGAUUAUGGCUUCGUAGGGAGGAGACCUUUUAUGUUGCACAGUUGCCUAUGAGAGGCUCAUGUGGAGGCCCACCUACCUGCUCAGUAAUUCUAAGUGUCCCUUAGGAUUAUAACGUGUGUGACAGUGUACCGCAGGGUUAAAGAUGUGGCCUUUGGCAGAUGUUGAAAUCAAUUCAAAAACCACGCAUACGUUCACAGAAUUUAACCCGGGUAUUGUGACGAGUUGCAGAUGUCACGGCGUCAGGAGACGUCGGACGUCGCAGUCAUGAAUUUCUCUAUUUGAAAUCGUUAUUAAAAUCAGAUGUGCAGUCAGAGGACUGGAAAAAAAAUGGUUAUUUUGAUUAAAAGGAGAGAGACUAGUUUUAAUAAUUUUUAUUUUUUUACUUAUCCCUGGUGGAAAAAGUUGAAGAGUUAAAUGAAUUUGGAUUAAAAAAGACGUAUUUAAGCCAAUUAGAGUAGGUGAGACAACUGUGAGCGAACAUUUGAAAUUGUGGUUGUCCCGAGACUGGAUGGUUGCUUUGUCAAUAUCACAAUUUGUAACACUACAUUCCUUGUCUUUUUUUUUUUUUAGCCAGGUGAUUUAAGCUCUGUUAUACUUCAUGCUGCGUCAUCUGCAUGAAUUGUGCCAGCAUGAUAUGCUCUACUCAAAGGAAUUGUACCUAAAUAAAAAGGAGGGAAAAAAAAACAAAAACACAAAACAAAACACUGUGUCUGAACAAAAUACUGUGUGGCCUAUACAGAGACCCUAGCUAUGACUGAGAGAUGCUGCAUUAACAGACAAUCAAUGGGUAAAUUAUUUAUGAAACACUUUUGGGAAUGGUCUUAAAGGUGUUACUGCUUUGAAAGCAGCUGGUGAGUCGUGUUUUCAAAGAAGGAAGGUAAAAACUAUUUAUUUUAAAAUACAUCGGAUUGAAUGUUGAGUUUUUAAGCAGUGUUGAUUUCACAGUGUCUCGGGUUCCAGUUUUGUUUUGUAUUUUUUGAACUGGCAUUAGCUUUGUAUUUGUUCACCAACAACUCCUAAUGCCGCUCAUAUUGAUGUCAGGAAAUGUAGAUACAGUUCCCUGGUGUUCGUGUGACCAUUACUAACUGUCAAUUUUUUUUUUAAUUGAAUAAAUGUAACGUUUAAAAUUUU